UCAGCAAUGGAAAAGAUACCAGUCUUACCUGCCACAUAUGAAAGAGUUGUUUACAAAAAUCCAUCUGAACACCACUAUAUGAAAGUCCGCCUAGAAUUUCAAGAACGUGGGAUUGGACUGAAUGCUGCACAGUUCAAACAGUUGCUUAUUUCAGCUUUGAAAGACCUGUUUGGGGAGGUUGGUGCUGCCUUGCCCUUGGACAUCCUGACAUAUGAAGAGAAGACCUUGUUAGCCAUCUUGAGAAUAUGUAGCAGUGGUCUUGUCAAAUUGUGGAGUUCUUUGACCCUGUUAGGAUCCUAUCAAGGCAAAAAAUGUGCUUUCAGAGUGAUUCAGGUUUCUCCAUUUCUUCUUGCAUUAUCUGGUAAUAGUAGGGAACUAGUGUUGGACUGA
Molecule: messenger RNA, 390 nt
Organism: Orycteropus afer afer
Lineage: Eukaryota; Metazoa; Chordata; Mammalia; Tubulidentata; Orycteropodidae
Gene: RPP14
Product: ribonuclease P/MRP subunit p14
Biological process (GO): tRNA 5'-leader removal
Cellular component (GO): ribonuclease P complex
Source: RefSeq, a predicted model, not a curated record